Messenger RNA from Centropristis striata (black sea bass), 7888 nucleotides. It is a transcript of the gene axin1, whose product is annotated as axin 1. Lineage: Eukaryota; Metazoa; Chordata; Actinopteri; Perciformes; Serranidae. The coding region runs from base 1212 to 3752 and encodes 846 amino acids. The transcript has 14 exons. The record is from RefSeq and is a predicted model, not a curated record. Gene Ontology annotation, biological process: negative regulation of canonical Wnt signaling pathway.
UCUGUUGUAGGAAGUUGCUACAGGAUAUGUUGUGAUGAGCUGAAGCUAUGAUCUGUAAAAAAUAAUGAUUUUUAAGAUUCAUUUUUGACUUUUCAUUUCAUUUUUGAUUUUUGUCACUGUUUGUAAAGCACAUGAGUAAAUAAUAAAAAUGACGACUGAAUUCCAUAUAACUUAUUAAGUUUCAAGGUGCUGUAUUUUGCAUGCUGGUUCCUUAUGCCUUACUGGGACAUUUAAAUAACAAAACCACAGUUAAACGUGUGCUUCUCAUACUAUGACAAGUCAAGAUGUCUGCUGUGAUAAGGGCUAAAGCUAGAAACAUUUGUCUGAAUAGAAUAUCAGCCCUUCGUAGUUGUCAUCUUGCAAUCUAUUAUGAUCUCACUCCUGCUAGGCUUUUGAAGCUUGUUUUAUAUUGUCCAAAUAUAUACAUUUUUAUAUUAACUCACCUGCAUGUUUGUAAAGAACACUGACAAGUUCAAGUCUAGAAAUAAAAUGUGUUUAAAUACAUCACAUUCCAGACAAAUGCAAGUGGCAGCCAACACCGUGGGUCUUUGCUGGUGCAGUGUGAGGAGAAAAUUGGUCAUUGUGAGAAGGGUAUGCUGGAUCUGACCCUGGCUACAACCAGACAUGCAAGUGUGAAAUUCAUUUGAAAGGGUCGCACGGCUGAAGCUGCAAUAUAAAGUAAAGAUGCUCAUCUUUCAGCAACACACUAGUAAGAAUCAGAAACAGGUUCAUGAGAAUGAGAAAGUAUUGCAGAGUGGCAGGCAGGGGACUGCGCCCAGUCAUGGCGGACAGAAACAAGAUCGGACGAGCCACACAGCAGGAGAGGAAGAUGGCGGCAGUCUUUACUGCAGACUACGAAGGACUAUACUCGAUCCAUAGAAAAGCGGUGGGAGUAGUCUGCGAUUCAACACAACAAAACCAAGAACCACACAGUAAGGUAAACCAGCAGGUACAAAUGGAUCACAAAGACAAACUAUCAUGGCGACAUUCUGCUUUGUCCAGACCUUCUUGUGUCAAGGUGAUGAGAGGAACGCUUCCUUUGCUGCAGCCCGACGUGUUCAAUAAUCAUGCAAUGGAAUCUUCAGUAAAUGGAUGUACUGCUGGAGGAUGUGUGAGGCAGACAAUCAAACUUAAGGAGAUUUUUGGCAGUGGCAUAAGUAGAGGUCUGGAUCUAAUAGUUGCCCUGUGUGGGCUCUACAGGGACGUGGUUUAUGGAUGCUGGGACUAUGAGCAUAAGCGACAAAAGGGACUACUUAGCAGACCUGGGAGGCAGCUUCACUGAGGACGCUCCGAGACCUCCAGUCCCAGGGGAAGAAGGGGAGCUGGUGUGCAGUGAUGGACGCCAGUACAGCAACAUCAGCUUCUCCUCAAAGAACGAGAGCCUCAAAUGUGAGGCGUCUGUGGCUACACCCAGGCGGCCUGACUUGGACUUGGGUUACGAGCCGGAGGGAAGCGCUUCCCCUACACCACCCUACUUGAAGUGGGCAGAAUCUCUUCACUCCCUCCUGGAUGACCAAGAUGGCAUCCUUCUGUUUAGGACGUUCCUCAAGCAGGAGGAGUGUGCAGACAUGUUGGACUUUUGGUUUGCAUGCAGCGGCUUCCGCAAACUUGAAGCUAAUAACGAGGAGAAGAAGGUCAAACUUGCGAAAGCUAUAUAUAAGAAAUACAUCCUGGACAACAAUGGGAUUGUUUCCCGACAGAUUAAACCAGCUACAAAGUCCUUCAUCAAAGACUGUGUCAUGAAGCUUCACAUUGAUCCUGCAAUGUUUGACCAGGCUCAGACUGAGAUACAGACUAUGAUGGAGGAAAACACCUAUCCCUUAUUUCUUAAGUCUGACAUAUAUUUGGAAUAUACCCGGACAGGAGGAGAGAGUCCUAAGCUGUACAGCGAUCAGAGCUCUGUUUCUGGGAAUGGAAAGGGGCUCUCGGGUUAUUUACCCACUUUGAAUGAAGAUGAGGAAUGGAGAUGUGACCAGGAACCAGAGGAGCAGCCCGAGUGUGACCCCACACCGAGCAACCGGCUUACUCAGAAGCUACUGAUGGAGACGGCAACGCAGCGUGUUGCCAACAGCGCCAGAUUCCAGGACAGUCACGAGUACAGGCACGCACCAUGUCGGGAGCCCAUCAACCCGUACUAUGUCAACAUCGGUUAUGCUAUGGCUCCUGCCACCAGUGCCAACGACAGUGAGCAGCAGAGCAUGUCCAGCGACGCAGAAACCAUUUCCCUUACCGACAGCAGUGUAGAUGGGGUUCCACCCUACAGAUACCGCAAACAGCAUCGCCGGGAGAUGCACGAAAGUGCCAAAGCAAAUGGGCGAGUGCCACUACCUCAUAUUCCACGCACAAACCGGAUUCCAAAGGAUAUACAUGUGGAGCCGGAAAGGUUUGCUGCAGAGCUGAUCAGCAGACUGGAGGGCGUACUGAGGGAGAGGGAGGCUCAAGAGAAGCUCGAGGAGAGACUGAAGAGAGUACGAUUGGAAGAGGAAGGUGAUGAAGUCAUAUCCGCAGCCACAGCAUUACCCAGUCACAGGUUCCCCCCUGGUGCUUAUCCGCAGAACUACAACUCGCGCUAUGCUGACAACACCUACAGUGGUCCUUUCCUGAGAGAUGCUCACGAGGAGAACCCAGAGAGCAUCCUGGACGACCACGUGCAGCGGGUCAUGAAGACUCCCGGCUGCCAGUCACCGGGCACAGGCCGCCACUCUCCCAAGUCACGCUCACCAGACGGCGUCUCUGGAGGCAAAGGGACGGGACUUGGAGUGGCCCAGGGUAAACAUCCAUCAAGGCACGGUUUAAAAGGAGACACCAGCCACCAGUACCACCACAAACAUGUGCACCACAUCCACCACCCAGGCGCUGGGAAGCCCAGAGAGCAAGUGGAGGCUGAGGCGGCCAUGCGGGUGCACGGCAGCUUACCCUGGAGCACGGAGACGGGUCACUAUGGAUCAAAGUCUCGCAGCUACGCAGAUGGGAUGGGAUCCAACCCGAUCGAGCAUACAGGGUACAGUAGCAAAGGUGGCACACAGUGUAAAAGAGCAUUCAAAAAAGGUGAGGAAGUGCGGCCUUAUGACAUGCCAGUGCCUGCAGAGGAGAUGGAGAAAAACCAGAAGAUCCUUUUGUGGCUGAUGGAAGGACAGAAAGAAAUUGUUCAGCAUAAGAGAAGCCCAUACGGGAGUACCACAGGGUCCAAGAGGACCUCAGGCCAUGAGGCCCAACUGCGGAACAACGUCCAGCCGUCUCACCCAUUCAUCCAGGAUCCCACCAUGCCCCCAAAUCCAGCUCCCAGCCCCCUCAUCCAGCUGGAGGAAGUGCGCCGGCGGCUUGAGGAGGAGAAGAUCAAGUCUGGAACUGUACAACCCAAGCAAAGGUAUGUGAUGGAGGUGAUCCAGAGGGGUCGCACCGCAGUCAGGCCUGCACUGUUCCCUCCGCUCAGCGUGGUGCCCGCCGUCUCUGACAGCGAGCUGUCCCAGCCCGAACACAAAGCCACUAAAAAGCAGCCGUGUGAAAACAUUACUGUGGCAUAUUACUUCUGUGAGGAGCUGAUACCGUACAGGACGUCUGUCAAAGGGAGAGUUGUCACACUGGGCCAGUUUAAAGAACUGCUAACAAAGAAAGGAAAUUACAGGUAUUAUUUCAAGAAGGUGAGCGAUGAGUUUGACUGUGGGGUGGUGUUUGAAGAGGUACGUGAAGAGGAUGCUAUCUUGCCUAUCUUUGAGGAGAAGAUUAUCGGGAAAGUUGAAAAAAUUGAUUGAAGAUCACGUUGAAGAAUAUGGAGUAAAAAGCCAGCGUGUGUUGGAGCGAGGAUGGUGAAGAGGAAGUGUUUUAGGAUUGGGAUUGGAGGAGAAAUGAAGGAAGUGAUAAGUGGAAGUGGAUCUAGAGUGGAAGAGCGAAGCAGAUGUCACAGUGGACAACUUGUGAGGACAACUUUGAGGUUCGGUAGCACCGCUGCAGUGAUGCUGUUGGACUAGAAGAAGAAGAAAAAAAGACCUCAUUCACUUCUUUGGAGUGUAAUGUAGCAUUGUAAAGUUUACUAGAUAAUGAAGAACAAAAGUGCUACUAAAGCUACAUAUUUUUGAUAUGAUGUAUCAGAGGGUGUCCUUUCUAAAGUAACCACACUUGUAAUUUUUAUAUGUAUUGGUACCAGAUGUGUACAGUUUGUGUUAAAAGAUAACAAAAUUUUAUAUCUAUUUAAGUAUUUAAAAUGCUCAUUUUCAAUCUUAUUGAAGCAGGAGUGUUGCCCCUGUUGAAGACGAUCAAAAUCCUUAUUAGGGCUGAUUUUUUGUUUGUUUUAUUCAUUGUAAGAGCCCUCUGGACUCUAAUGUUUGUGCUCUUCUUAUUGCUUUUAAUCGCUUAACUUAGUAGUUCUUUAUUUUUCUGGUUAUUUGGUGUAUAGUGCAUGUAAAUGUAGCCACUGGCUACAGUUUCUGCUGCAUUGUUUUUACCAGUUGAGGUUUAAAGAAAUUUGCCUAACAAAUUAAACAGUAGAUGCAAUAAUACUGUAAAAAAAAAAAAGACACGAUUGGAAAGCACAAGGUGGAUAUCUAUGCAAGUUGGUUCCCCGAUCCAAAAGAUAAAUUGAUUAAUUUAUUGUUUAUUAUUAAACAUCCAGUGUGUACGAUUUAGUGGACUCUAGUGGUGAGGUUUCAGAUUGCAACCAACUGAAUAGCCCUCCACAAGUGGAGGAAGUGGUAGCUUAUAUUGGUCAGCUGAUAUUGGCUGAUUUUGGCCUAUCAUAGACAUUUUGCCCCUUAUUUAUCAAACGAGCGUAGAAACGAGCGCAGAUCUUAGUGUAUAUUUCGUCUCACGACAGGGCUCACAUGUGAUUCAUCAAACGUUGGUAUCUUUCCAAUCAAAUCGUAAAAAUGAUCGGCUGUUGAUAAAUGUGGCAGCUGAAAACAAGCGUCAUUUAAAUACCACGAUGGCUCGCCCUGAGAGUAUACGACUCCGAAGGGGGCAUUACAGCCAAAAAAAGAGGAUUUUUUCCCCCCUAAAGUCAAAUACAAAUAACAGGAGUGAAAAAGACAUUUCAUAGAAAUACGUAGCGACGGAGGUUUAUGAAAUAAAAGUAGUUAUAUACUCAAGUUACUAAGUUUGGUGAAUUUUUUAAAUGUGGAACACAGCUUUUUGGUUGCAGCUAGCAGGUAAACAAUGUUUUAAAAUAAGUUUUAAUUCCAAAAGAAGAGGAAUUUCUCAGAGGCAGAAAGUGAAACGCUGACGUCCAACAACUGCAACACAACAAACUGGUUUUGUUUGGCAGGAAAAAAAAGUGAAAAUGAAGGAAAUCAGUGGUGCUGUCAGCAAUGUAGCAGUGGACAAUCAAACUCAUCAUUUAUACAUUGUGAUAUAUAAAGCCUAAUAGCAUAUAUGCAAAUAUUAUUAUUAUUAUGAUGGAGAGAUAUUAUUCACUUCUUUACAUUUAGCAAAAAUUCAGAGGAGCACGUGGCAGCACUGAUUGGGGAUGUGUCUAUUUGGUGAAGGAGACGCUGACGCUCCGGUGUCCAGCAGGAUAAUGAUAAGUAGUAGAAGACAAAAACAUUCAAUAGCCUCGGCUAGUAGCCUGUUUAAUAAUUUCAUGGUCGCAGGGUGUAUUUAUUUUUAAUGAGGGUUUAGUGAUAUAUUGUAUAGCCUAAACAUGCUUUGGUUUGUCACCAUUAUAAACCAAAACACCGCAGAAUUUUAUCAGCUCCAGGCAUCGAUACAAUAGUCUAAGAUCAAUUAUCCGACUCAGACGUGUGGACUUCACGCUGACUCAAAUUUGCGUACACGAACUGAGAGCAGACAUGAGAUCUGAUCGUACCCUCCGCUCACAUCCAAAUUGAUAAAUGCUGAGCCUUGUGUAGAAAUGAUUGUAUGUCCACUUUACUCUCACUUUCUGUCGUACGCUCGUUUGAUAAAUGAGGGCCAAUUUGCUGGACAGAUGCAUUAUUUCUUCCACCACCUAAGGAAGGCUGAAAAGUGACCAUAAACAGCACUUAUGUUUGGCACAACUUCUCAAAAGAUGGCAAUGUAGUUGACAGUGUUAAUACAUUGUAUGUUCAAUGUAUAAUAUUGUUAAAUAUCCUUAAAGAUAUUUGUUUAAGAAAGCAGUCUUCCGAGUACCUUUGCAUAGUCCUAUUGGUUCACAUAGGAGAACUAUUUUCAUCCCAACUCAAAAAUUUGCCAUAUCAACUACUAUGUCGGUAUUUCUGGGAAUAAUUUGCCCCUUGGGGGCGUCAGCCUUAAAAAUCCCAUAUUAAUCACUUCUAGUUAUGAAUAUUGUAUCACAAUUGUGCCAACAGAUUCCCCCCAGUCUUACACACUGGUCCUUUAACUCAGUAAAUUAGUUAGAAAAAUGCUUAAAACAAGUCUACACAUAAAAAAAUGAGGCUAUUAGAAGGAAAACCUAUUUGAAUAAAUGUCUCUUGAUUUAGUUUGUUUACAUGAUACUUCAGUUAAAUCUUCAGGCUGAAAUUUCAGCUUCGUCAAUCUUUCAAAAGAUAAUUUGACCUUUUCAACAAUAAUUGGUGCCAGAGCAAAUUUUGAAAAGCAGUUAUUCUGAGCAUGCCAUUUAGCUGAUUUGCUUUUAAUGUAUUUUCAGUUAAACACUGAAUGGCGCUGUUAAGGGUUCAGAUUCUAAAGUGAAGCUUUAGAGGUCAGUGUCAGAAUCUUUGCCGCCUGUUGACUCGCACACUCGAGGUCACGCUUGCAGUGCAGAGAGGCUCUUAUAGGCUGUUCACAGCAGCCAUAUCACAGCAUUUGAAUGAGAAGGCCAGUGAAUGUCAUCAGAAUACUAUCAAACGUUGUGUUUGUGGAAUGAAGGUCACAUAAAGGCAUAUUUAAUCAUAAUAUAAGUGCUCUAUUCUCUAUUAUUACAGUCAGUUUAGAGGAGGGCUAACACACUGAAUCGUUGUGUUGAUUAUGUUUUUUUUCUCCAGCCUCCAUGUCCGUACAUGGUCGUUUCUGUGAUCCUCGAGAUUUACCAUCUAUAACUUUUAAUCGGUUGAUCGAUCAGUUAAGAAGAGGCUGAUCUCUAAUCUGUAGCCUUCUCUAGCUUAUCACAGCUACAUCUUGUGCCUGGCAGGAAUGAAUUGUUUAGUGCGAACGAUCUACUUUUGAUAGAUCACGUUACACCAAAGAGAAGAAGUAGAUGCUAGGUUACUGUAGGCACGCUCUUGAAUUACCCUUCCACAUAUGUCAUUUUGUGGCAGCACUUAUUUUUCUGUACCCUUAUUGUUAAUUAUUUUAUUGAAGCUCUUGCAUGAAAGAUCAGAAUGUUCUCUUUGCGGUGGACAAGGCGUGUGUGACGACAGUACAAUCUUAUGAACAUCAGCUUUGAAAGCAUCACAUUCAUAUGGAACACUUUGUGAGGCUUGCAGCACACACACCUUGUUAUUUUUGCAACAUUGAAAAUAUCUCCGCCAAUUUUUAUUUCCUGUCCCCUCUAUUUGGCAGAGUAAGUGAAACUUUUUCACUGGAAAAGCACAGACUGAAAUUAAACUAAAAAUCAUGCUGGCGAAGCUACCUGACAUUUAGAAUCAAGGACACCAUCUUUUUAUUCUGCUGGAGUCCAUGGUGAGAAAUGUGCUAUAAAAGGCUUUUUAUGUGUUGUGCAGAAUAAGUGGACCUUGAAACCAGAGUGCUGUAGCGUAUGUGCAGUUGCAUAGAAACCCAGUGUUCGGAAGAUCUCCUUUUUUUAAGCUGCCAUUUUUUAUUUUUAGAUUCCUAACUUAUAUCAGUUUAAUAUAUUUACUACAUUCGCUUCCUUUGUCUGUUAAAUUAUACUAUUAUUGAGUACAUGAUCAAGUUAAAUGCUACAAGUAUUACCUUGAUUUUCAUUGUUUAUUUCUUUUGAAAUGUAGAGUAUCAAAUCUGUUAUGAUUCUUACUGUGAAAGCCCCAAAAGUAAACAU